This is a messenger RNA of Lodderomyces oxycetoniae, 510 nucleotides long. RefSeq lists its product as uncharacterized. Gene Ontology annotation, molecular function: nucleic acid binding; zinc ion binding. The coding region runs from base 1 to 510 and encodes 169 amino acids. The transcript has a single exon. NCBI's taxonomy places the organism in Eukaryota, Fungi, Ascomycota, Pichiomycetes, Serinales, Debaryomycetaceae. The record is from RefSeq and is a predicted model, not a curated record.
AUGGGUAGGUAUAGUGUUAAAAGAUACAAGACAAAGAGGAGAACGAGAGAUUUGGACCUAAUAUAUAAUGAUCUCGCUACCACAAAGUCUAUAAACAAUCUCAAAAACCAGCCCUUGGAUGAGUAUAAGCCUGGGUUGGGUCAAUACUAUUGUAUAGAAUGUGCAAAAUACUUUGAAAAUCAAAUAAGUCUAGAUCGCCAUCAAAAGUCUAAGGUUCAUAAGAGAAGGGUAAAGAUUUUGAAGGAGAGACCAUAUACACCAUUAGAAGCUGAAGCUGCCAGUGGUGUCAACAUGUUGAAAUUUAUGGAGUCGGUAGAAAAAUACAAGCAAUUGGAGCAUUUCAAGAUUGAAAAUAAAGAAGAGUACGACAAAGUGAAUAGUCAAAAAAGGGAUACUCUAAGUGCAAUAAUCACUGGUGUUCCAUCUGAACAAUUUCAGAAACAGCAAGCUGAAACUGUUAGCUUAGAUCAGCUGACGCAAGUAUCGAUAGAAGUUGAAAUGGAAAAUUAA